CUACUGUAUAAUCAAGCUUCGUAAACAUUCUAUCUAUAAUUGUGAUACAUAUAUAUUUUUAGGAAGAACAGUAUUGUUAUUAUUAUUAAUAUUACAAUUAUACAAAGAAGACAAAUAUCUAAAUUUGUUUUUAAAACUGCUAUACCACUAAUUAUUAAUUGUAUGAGUAACAAUUUGAAGAUUACUUUAUUGAUUGCUAUUAUUUUGUGUACAUUAUUUUAAAACCUUUUUGUUCAUAAUAUAUUACUAAAAGUAAUAUUAUUCAAAGUAGUUUAUACUUGGUGAAAUUUUUCUAAUAAAUAUCUACUUAUGUGUGUUAAUUUAAUAUCCGUUAGUUAUUGUUAGUCAAGUUAAAAUUGGAUAUUAAUAAUAAUUAAUUCGUGUGACAUGCCUGUUGCAAUGCAUAGAAGACGUGUUAGUAACUUUACAUAUGUUAGUCCUUGUGUAAAAUAUAUGAUAUUUUUACUUAAUUUUCUAUUCUGGUUAUUUGGUGGAUUAUUAGUGGCUGCUGGUACAUUUGCAUUUUAUGAAAAAUGGAACACUAUGGGAUCAAUUAAACUUAACACUUUUUCGGAUGUAAUUCUCAAUAUAUCAUUAGUUUUAAUUAUUGCUGGGCAGAUUAUAUUUAUUGUGAGCUUUGCUGGUUGUAUUGGAGCCCUCCGUGAAAAUACUACUCUACUUAAAUUUUUUUCAUUCAAGUAUUUAAUUGACUAUUUUUCAAAAAAAUAUAAUGACAAAAAUAUUAAUGCACUAAAUUUGCAAAACAUAAAUAAAUCUUACAUUGAAAAAAAUAAAAAUGAAAGUGUUUUUCAACAACUUGAUAUCUAUGAUGAAAUUCUUAACUUACAACAUUUAAGAAAUUAUUACACAACCAAUUCUAGACCAUUAGAGUUUAAACAAAUUAAGUUUUACAAUGAUUGUAUUGCUAUAAAUAGAGAUCAAAUUUUGAAUUUGAUGUAUAGCACAAUUAAUCAGAGUAAUAAUAGUGCUUGGAGAUUGUAUAGGCAAACUAGGAUAUCAGCUAGUUCUAAAGCUCAUCAAAUAAAAACAAGACGAGCCAGGAAUGAAGAUUUAGCAUUAAGAUUCAUUAAAGAUAAAAAAAUGAUUGGCAAAGGAUUAAAGUAUGUAAAUUAUGGAAUAGAAAUGGAAGAUUUUGCUCUUAAAAAGUAUUCACUUAUAAAUAAUGUACAAGUUAUUAAAUGUGGUUUAGUUAUACAUCAGAAACAGCCCUGGAUUUGUGCUAGUCCUGAUGGUAUUGUUAUUCAAAAUGGUAAAGUUGAGAAACUAUUAGAAAUAAAAUGUCCUUAUAAUUGUAAAGAUAGUUUGUUAUUUGAUGAAAAAAAACAAAUAAAUAUUCCAUAUUUACAUUAUGAUAAAGAAAAUAGUAUCAUUUCUUUAAAGAAAAAUCAUUGUUACUAUACUCAAUGUCAAAUUCAAUUAUAUUGUACUGGAUUAGAAUUGUGUGAUUUAUUUAUUUGUACCAAACGUGAUUGUAUAACUGUCACUAUUAUAAGAGAUGAAUUGUUUCUUGAAAAACUUAUCAAAAAAAUUGAACUUUUUUAUUUUAACUAUUUUCUUCCAAAAUUAACUUGUGUAAAUACAUAACGUGAACAAAUUGUUUAAUGAUUUAGAUGCCUCAUUUUAAACUUAUUUA
Daktulosphaira vitifoliae (grape phylloxera) is the source of this 1654-nucleotide messenger RNA. RefSeq names its product tetraspanin-33-like. The coding region runs from base 388 to 1605 and encodes 405 amino acids. Gene Ontology annotation, biological process: protein maturation; protein localization to plasma membrane. The record is from RefSeq and is a predicted model, not a curated record. Lineage: Eukaryota; Metazoa; Arthropoda; Insecta; Hemiptera; Phylloxeridae. Gene Ontology annotation, cellular component: membrane. The transcript is spliced from 3 exons.